AUGCCGGCAACAUGCAGCAAAGAUUCCACCAACAUGAGGAUUGUUCUGCUGGGUACGCCUGGAUCAGGGAAGAGUGCAACAGGAAACACCAUCCUGGGGAGAGAGGUGUUUAGAGAAGAGACUGGAUCAGGGAGGAGUGUGUUGGGGAAGAGAGAGGUGGAGGGGAGGAGCAUCACUGUGAUUGACACUCCAGUAACACUGACUGAAGAACAACUGAAUGAGGAAAUGAGAAGGUGCAUCUCUCUCACUUCUCCGGGCCCCCACGUGUUCCUUCUGGUUAUCAGGCUGGAGAGAUUCACACAGGAAGACAGGAAUGCUUUGUCAUGGAUCCAGAAAAACUUUGGCGAGGAGGCCUUGAGUUACACCAUGGUCUUAUUCACCGGAAGAGAAAAACUAACCAGGAACCAAUGGGAGGACUUUGAGAGGACUGAAACAACUAAACAACCAAUCAGUGUGUGUGGGGGAGGGCAUAUUGUCCUCAACAGUAAGCCAGAGGUCCACACCACUCAGGUCACAGAGCUGCUGAGGAAGAUAGAAGAGAUGGUGGGGAGGAAUGGAGGAGGUCACUACCUCGAGGAGAGGUGCCAGGAGGCUCAGAGAAAGAUCAGAGAGGAGCAGGAGAGGGAGAAGAGAAAGGAGGAGAUAAAUGAGAGGAAGGGGAAAUUAGAGAGGAGAGAAGAAGAGGUGAGGAGGAUGGAGGAGGAGUUGAGGAAGUCACUGGAGGGGGUAAAGAGGAUAGAAGAAGAUUUGAAGGAGAGACAGAAAGAGUUACAAGAAAAGAGAGAGGAGUUUAAGAAAGUGGAGAAGAGAACAAGACAAGAGGAGGAGGAUAAAUUGAUAGAAAAGGAGCAGCAGAAGAGAGAAGAGAAUCUUCAAAAGGUAAAGGAAGAGGCAAGGAAGCAAGAGAACAAAGUAAAGGAAAUAGAGGAAGACUUGAAGCUAGCACAGGAACAUGUGAGGAAGAUGGCAGGAGAGGUGAAUGAAAUAGAGGAAGUGAUGAAGAGAGACGAGCAGAGGAGGAGUGAGCAGAAAGUUAUUUAA
This is a messenger RNA of Salvelinus fontinalis (brook trout), 1041 nucleotides long. Its product is annotated as GTPase IMAP family member 9-like. The transcript has 3 exons. The record is from RefSeq and is a predicted model, not a curated record. Lineage: Eukaryota; Metazoa; Chordata; Actinopteri; Salmoniformes; Salmonidae. The coding region runs from base 1 to 1041 and encodes 346 amino acids. Gene Ontology annotation, molecular function: GTP binding.